CAUUGCAGCUAAAUGGAGGCAUCUGAUGGAUCGCCCCCACCAUCAUUGUGUAUGGUACGAGCCGCUGAAUUAUUUCCCAAACCACAAAUGGAGAAAGAAGACACAGAAUUAAAAGUCCCAUUUCAGGAGCUUGCUGGCGAGUCUGUCAAAUAUUUGGGACGCACCGAUGAUGGCAUAUUGGCCCUAUCCAAUUAUCGCCUUUAUCUACAGAAAACCUCAACCAAUGUUGAAACGUCCAUACCGCUGGGCCUAAUCGAAUCGGCCCAAAGCCGUGAUUUGUUUCAUCUGAUUGUCUACUGUAAGGAUGCCAGCACAGUGAAGUGUUCAUUUGAGACGGCCGAACAGUGUACGGAAUGGCAAAGACGGAUACAGAUGUCGGUGGGUGUCCCCGAGACACUGGAAUCUAUAUUCGCUUUUCCAUUCUGUUCAUGGGCAUGUGAUACGUUAAAUGGAGGUGGUGGUGGCGGCGGAGGUGGAGGAGGAGGGUGUGUGGGUGGCAGUCAAACAUUUAAUAGCGCUCUGAAUUCAAAUGCCGAUAACAAUGGCGGCUAUAAUCCCUAUUUGGCCCUGGACACCAAUGAGCGAUUACAAAAGUGUAGCUAUCGCUAUGAAGAUGAUUUUAUGCGUGAAGUUGAACGUUUGGGUUUCGAUUUAAAUGGUCCCUGGCGUAUUUCACGAGCCAAUGAAGAUUUCAAGCUAUGUCCCUCAUAUCCACCCAAACUUUUAGUACCCUGUUGCAUUUCCGAUGAAACGCUGAAUAAUGUGGCCAAUUUUAGAGGUUCAAGGCGGCUGCCCGCCGUGGUGUGGCGUCAUCGUAAAUCGGGAGCUGUUAUUGCCAGAUGCAGUCAACCGGAAGUGGGUUGGCUUGGUUGGCGCAAUACCAAAGACGAACAGCUGCUAAAGGCUUUGGCCGAUGCCUGUGCCUUCGAUCGCGGCGAACAAAUGCGUCAAUUUGCCAAUACAUCGCAAUCAGCACAAAGUAUACAGAUACCGUCGGGUGAUAGUUCACCCUCCAGUCCGGAUGGUAGUCAUGAAGAGGUGGCCCUGGAUGAAGUGAGAAAAAUUCUCAUAGUGGAUGCCCGCAGCUAUACAUCGGCCGUAACAAAUAGGGCCCGUGGUGGUGGCUGUGAAUGUAUUGAGUACUAUCCAUGUGCCGAAAUAGAAUUUAUGAAUUUGGGCAAUAUACAUGUUAUACGGAAAAGUUUUCAUGCCCUACGGCAGCUGUGUGCUUCGCCGCCAGAUGUUCCAAAUUGGUUGGGCCUCUUGGAGAAGACCAUGUGGUUACAACAUUUAUCUGGUCUGUUGGCUGCCUCCAUGACCGUGUGUCAUGCCAUCGAGAAAAAAGGACGACCCGUAUUGGUUCAUUGUUCAGAUGGUUGGGAUCGCACCCCACAAAUUGUGGCCACUGCACAGCUGUGUUUGGAUCCAUAUUAUAGGACAAUAGAGGGUUUCCGAGUUUUGGUUGAACGUGAAUGGCUUAGUUAUGGCCACAAAUUUGCCGAUCGUUGUGGCCAUGGCCCCGGCUCCGAAGAACUCAAUGAGCGUUGUCCAGUAUUUCUGCAAUGGCUGGAUUUGGUACAUCAAAUCCAUAAACAAUUUAGUUGCAGUUUUGAGUUUAGUAUGGGUUAUUUGAUCAAAUUAGCCCAACACUCUCACUCUGGCCUUUUCGGCAAUUUCCUGUGCAAUACGUUAAAGGAACGUUUGGAAAAUUCCGUCUUCGAACGUACCUUCAGUGUUUGGUCGUUUCUGUCCAGUCCCAUUUAUCGUAAUCCCCUGUACAAGCCACAACGAGAUAAAGUAUUAUGGCCGGCUCAUAAUGUCCGAGAUUUAUCACUGUGGACAGAGGUGUAUUUGGGCAGUUUGGGUGGCAAUCAAAAUUCCAUUGAUUUUCCAAAUUAUAUUAAUGACACGAUGAUGGGUUCCAUAAGUUCUAUGUCCAAAACGAGAUCAUAUGGUGACCUAAUAACAGCUGGUUUCAUACAGAAUAGUAUGUCGAGACGCUCAAGUGAUCCAAACAUGACAGUAGAUCCAAAUCUAACAAUUGGUUCAAAUUCGGAAAAUAAUUCCAUUGCCGAUUUACAAUCUGACGAGCGUGAAGAAUCACCCGAUAUAUUAGCGAAUUUAAUACACGAUACAACCCGCAAAUUGGAAAACUUAACAAAUGAACUGAACAAUCAUGACAAUGAUGAUUUUAAAUUGGCUUCGAAUGCCGGGAAAAAUUCCAAUGAAAUUCCAGUGGUGGAAUGCUGUGAAAGUAAAAAGAAUGAAAUCACAACAUCAAAUGGCAGCAUCUAUUCAAGUCAACAGGAACCCGAACAACAACACCAACAACAUACUGGCUGUGAUAAUGAGACUACAAAAAUAGCAACAACAACAACCAACAAUACACAACAAUGCCCAUCAUCGCCCCCAAUACCUACGGGAAAAACGAAAAUUGUGGUCAAGGAAAUUGUCACGAAGGCAGAGAAUGAUGUUACCGACUCCUCCGUGUCCAAUGGUUUAAAUGGCAUUCAACGAAGUUCCAAUGGGAUUACCAUUGAAAAACACACCUCUAUGGGUUUGGAUCUAAUGAUGAAAAGUGUUGCCAUGGAUGAUACUUCAUGUAACAACAGCUUGGAAACAUCCUACAAUGGUUCGACCAUUGAGUCACUGAAAAACAAUAGUAAAACAGCUGAUGAUUCUCAUAAUUUAUGGCAUGGUUCCAUUAACACUAGUACUGAUACCUUGGUACCCUUGGCGGAAACUAAAAUACAAAAUGGUAAUGGCAAUUGUGAUAGCAUCGAUGGCGGUGGUGGAGACAGGCAAGAUUCUCCCAAAAAGCAAAAUCUUGAUGGCCAAAGCACAAAAAAUGGCGAUGAAGAGAAGUCAGCAAAGCAGAGUAGCAGCAGCACAACAUAUGACACGUCGACCCACACAACUAGUGGCAGUGACAAUAAACCAUCAAGUCGUCUGGUCUCCGCUCCUGCUGCUCUGGCUGAUGGUCUAAUGGAGGAAAGCAUACUCAUCUUACCUGAACAUAGGAAAUUAGAAAUUUCCAUUAGUGGCAAAUGUGAAACAAUUGCUGCUAAUACAACUACCUCGUCAGGUUCGCAGCAAACGGCUGCUACAGCCACAGCUGCUGCUGCUCCACUUCAAUGUUCUUCAUCAUCAGCAUUACCAGCCACACCAACAACCUCAGCAUCAACAAUGUCCGCUUACAAUCUACCUUAUAGUACGGUACUAACUAAUACUGCAAUACCUAAUACAACCACAGCUGCCUCUAGCCAAAGAAGAAGACGUACAUCGUCAUCAAAUUCGGGUUUUAUUGCCAAACAAGUAAAUGGAAGUUACAUUUCACGCUUCUCAUUGCCUGGCGGUGGUGUACGAUCUUUGCCUAUGACACCACCUGGUUUGACUGAACGACAACAAGUUACUAUUUCCUGCCCUGAUGGUUUAGCACAUGCUUUAAGUGAAGAAAAUAUAAGACUACAGCAAAUUGUACAUGAACAUAAGAUGCGCGAAGACGUUUUACUACGCGAAUUGCACGAUAUGCGCAUGGCAUUGCUAAAGAAAAUAUGUCCAAAUUGCAAUAAUGCAAAUGCAUCGACCAACACUGAUGAACAGUGUUCAGCACUGGAUAAUGUAGAAAAUGCUUCGAUUUGCUCAUGGGAAGCUGUUGAAGAUCGCAGUGCUAGUGGUCCCUCGUCCUGUGCCACAACCAGUUCCUCAAUGCAACCAAAUACCACAAGUGUAUUAUGGGUACCCGAUCAUGCCGUUUCACGUUGUACCAGCUGUCAGACGGAAUUUUGGCUGGGUCGAAGGAAACAUCAUUGCCGAUCAUGCGGACAAAUUUUCUGUGCUGAUUGUUCCGAGUACUGGGCACCGCUGCCAGAUGCCAAGCUAUUUAGUCCGGUGCGUUUGUGUGGACCAUGUCAUGCGGCCACCACACGCACCAUGCAACAGGUUAAUAGUGAAAUGGGGGCGUCAGCAGCGACAACGCCACCAACACCUAUAUCUGUUGCAGCAGCAGCAGCUGCAACAGUAGCAAUAAGCAACAAUAGUACCAAUAUGCAUUUGCAACAGAACGCCACAAAACCAGCAGCAACAUCAAAGGCUUAA
Messenger RNA from Musca vetustissima, 4098 nucleotides. Its product is annotated as myotubularin-related protein 4. The coding region runs from base 13 to 4098 and encodes 1361 amino acids. Gene Ontology annotation, biological process: regulation of autophagy; dephosphorylation. The record is from RefSeq and is a predicted model, not a curated record. Lineage: Eukaryota; Metazoa; Arthropoda; Insecta; Diptera; Muscidae. Gene Ontology annotation, molecular function: metal ion binding; protein phosphatase binding; phosphatidylinositol-3,5-bisphosphate 3-phosphatase activity. The transcript is spliced from 14 exons.